ACGCCAGCGACGACAUUGACUUGCAAUUUGUAAUUCGAGACGAAAUUAUAUGAAACGAGGCUGAAGAGGGAAUUGGAGAAGGUAUUAAUCAGAGUCUUGGCCAUUGUACUGCAAACAGUAUACCUCCCCGACAUCGCCAAUCUAUCUGCGGCGCAUACAGACGAGAACCCUCCCAUACCGCCAACAUGGUUACCACAAGAAAUGCAAAGAGGAAUUCAGAGGAGGUCGAGGAGAUCGAUACGGCGUUAGAUUCGUCCCCCGUUACAUCAAACAAGAGGAUGAAGAAGCUGCCAGUACGCCAAAAGGAUGACGAUGAAGAGGCUGCUGAGAGCACCCCAUCCAAAGCCGCCAAGGGCAACAUGGUUGUUUUCGGUGACGAUGACGACAUGAACGUACCAGCUCCUACAAUUACGAAAAAGAUUGCUCCUGUACCAGAAGAAGACGAAGAGGAAGACGACAGCGACGAAGCUCCCGAAGCAGUCUCUACAUCACAGGCGGCCAAGGUCGUGAAGCAAUCAACCGCGGCUUCGCAAAAGGUAGCUCAAGAAAAAGCAGCGAGCCAGAAGCGUAAGCGACAAGAGCGUGAUGCUCUGCUAAAGCAGCAAGCCGAAGAGCGUAAGAAGCACGCACCAGAGCCUGCUAGCAAAGACGAGGCCGAGGAUGAAGAAGAAGAUGAGGAAGAAAAGCCUUCGACAACACUCGUUACGAAACCGCGCGGGCAAAAAACACUCUUCCCUACAGUCUUGCCCGAUGAGUUCCUCACCGACUCCGACAGCGACGUCGACGAUGCCAGCGGCGCCGCGCACGACCGCGAACGGGGCCCUGUGAAACGCAGAAAGGUCCCUGGAAUCGAGAACAGACUCUCCAAACGGGAUAAAGGUCCUCGUGACGUGACGGUUGGCUCCACGGUCUACAGAGUGGCCAAGAAAGUUGACCAGAGACUCGCGCCUAAAGCGAACAGGCAAGGCAUGGGAGCAAAGGAGGCGUUGCUGCGCAGAGGCAGGGCACCGGUGCCGAUGCGCGGCGGCGGGUUUCUCAAGAGGAGGUGAAGCAACAAACAAAGCAAACUGCUACGUCAACGCGGGGACUCGGCUUACACGGGCAGGUGAGAGGGGAAGUCCGUAGCCUAGCCCAUGUCCAGGCACGGCGGCUCACAUUCUUUGGCGAGAAAAAGGCGAAAAAGGCGUUCUUGUUUUUUUUGGCAUCUGUUAUUGUAAUUAGCAUAUUAUCUCUCGGUAAUUAACUAAGGGGACUUCUCAUCUCCCCGCAAAGCAAUAGCGUUAAAUCCGUUCUGGUGUAAUAACAGC
Molecule: messenger RNA, 1307 nt
Organism: [Torrubiella] hemipterigena
Lineage: Eukaryota; Fungi; Ascomycota; Sordariomycetes; Hypocreales; Clavicipitaceae
Source: the annotation of a GenBank genome assembly